ACCCAAAUUACCUACAGAAGCAGCGAGCAGAGCGUCUCUUCUGGAUUGCUGAAACACAGAAGGUCUUACUUUGCUGCUGUAACAGCUCUCCCUUCCUCCAAGACAGAAACGUGCAGCAACAGGGGUCGUUUCCUCCAUCAGUGAGAGACCUACCCAGACCUUCUGCAGUGAAAUAGAGCAGAUAACUUUUUAGACCAGCUCCAGAAGACCCAGAUUGCAUUUGGUUAUCACCUUUUUGGAUAAACAGUUUAGGGUCCAGGAUGAAUAAGACAAGGGCAGUUCAUGAUGCUUUUCCUUUCCUGAACAAUAAGAACUUGAGCUCAAACCGAAGCUUCCCCUCACACCUUUCUAAUCAGUGCAGGAAUGUCACUGAUCUUACUGUUUUUCUGGCUACUUCUUACAGUUUGGAGACUGUUCUAGGCAUUGUGGGAAACAUCUGCCUGAUUGCUGUUAUAGCCAGGCAGAAGGAAAAGACCAAUGUCACCAACAUCCUCAUUUCCAACCUAAUAAUUUCAGACUUGUUUAUGUGUCUUGUCUGCUUGCCUUUCACCGUUGUUUACACCAUGAUGGACUAUUGGAUAUUUGGGGAGGUCAUGUGCAAAAUGACCUCUUUCACACAGUGCACAUCUGUGACAGUGUCAAUUCUUUCCCUUGUCCUUAUUGCUCUAGAAAGACACCAGCUGAUCAUAAACCCAACUGGUUGGAGGCCAAGCAUCUCCCAAGCCUAUCUAGGAAUUGGAGUUAUCUGGACUUUAGCAUGCCUCAUGUCUCUGCCCUUUCUGACCACAUCCAUCUUGUCUAAUGAUCUGUAUGAACAGCUUUCGCACAUCAUGAAUUUUUCCUAUGACAAGGCCAUAUGCAUUGACUCAUGGCCUUCUGAGCAACACAGGCUUAUCUACACCACUACUCUACUGCUUCUGCAAUACUGCAUCCCACUGUUCUUCAUUAUACUUUGCUACCUGCGUAUCUACUUACGCCUACAGAAGAGAAAGGACAUGUUUGAGAAGAGUGAAUACAGCAACCGAGCAGUUCAGUUAAGAAGGAUAAAUAUUUUGUUAGCAUCCAUGGUUGCUGCUUUUGCUGUUUGCUGGUUACCACUGCAUGUUUUCAACACCAUCGUGGACUGGAAUUACAAGAUCAUUUCACCUUGCCACCACAAUCUGAUCUUCUCAUUGUGCCAUUUGGUAGCCAUGGCUUCUACCUGUGUCAACCCUGUCAUCUAUGGUUUCCUCAAUAGCAACUUCAAAAAAGAAGUGAAGUCACUGAUUCUGAGCUGCCAGCAUAAUUCAGUAACUGCAUCAAUAGAAGAUUAUGAUCAUUUACCUUUAUCCACUAUGCAGACUGAAGUCUCCAAGGGCUCACUGUCAUUGAAUUGCAGACAUAAUUCUAUCUAGCCAGCAGAAAGUGCUUCAGAGGUUGCACUAACAUCACACAGCAGUCAUACCUACGGGUAUAAAAGCAACUGGUGAUGCCAAAGCUGGAAUGCAAACAGGAGCCCACUGCUGCCUGAUUUUCGGAAGAACAGGCAAAAGAAGUUAGUAAAUGCACCCAGUAGCUCCUGGGGUGCACAAGGUGUUCGUAUCUUUGAGGAGGUGCAGGCUGGUGUACAAACAGCUGCUCUGACAGCUCAAUAGCUAAGCUGUGAUGCACGCAGACUGACAUUGGGUCUAUAAGCUAAGUUCACAACUCCACCAUGGCCGAGGUAGAACCCCAUGCAUUCAAUUUCACCACUGCAGGCUGCCAAAGCUGCAUUGCCGAAGGCUUCAUUUUUCAGUAUUAAGACUUUCUAUGCACUGAUGACACACCAGUGGAACAGAGACAUGUAAAUAUAUAUGUUUUUGCGCUUUCCUAACUGACAGACUGUUAGUAUUCAGCAGAUCCAGUUUGCAUCCAACAGCUGGAGGUCGGUCCAGAACUUCUCCCUCGUCAUGUGCUUGGAAAUUGCCAUUGCCCACACAAGCUGGGGCAAAGAACAAGAAAGAUGAAAGUUGCUUAUGGAGGAGCAGCAGGAAAUGAAAAUGUUACUUUGUGGGUUAAGCUCUCGGAACAUCCUGACAUGAUGCAGAACGCUAUUUUCAAGCAAAUGAAAAACAGUUGCAGAUCUGCAUGGAAUGAAUCUGGUUGAAUGAAUUCCUGCUGCUGGCAGUCAUAAAGCUCUGCAAUGUUGGAAGCACACACCAUGAUGAGAAAAGGUGACUGUGCUACUGGAGCUGUUCCAUGCCUUGGUAGCAAGAUUUCACUUUUGCUUCAGCAGCAAAAUACUCAGUAGUUCCUUGGUGCUCUAAUUGCAUCUAAUUCAGAUAGCCUGAAUAAAUGUGAAAAGUUGUUUGAAGAAGCCUUGUCUUUUCAGAGUGCAUACAGUCCCAAAGAAAUAAAUAUACAUACGCAGACCAUUUCCUAUUAACAUAAAAGUGGAUAUCAUACACCAGUUCCACUUGAUAGCAGCAACAACAAAUAUGGAGCUGAAUAAGAAUAUAUAACUGGAAUCCAGGUCAUGUGGAAACACAGAUCUUAAAGCCAAGCUACAUGUAAAUAAGUAGUGUAGUAAGGAGAUAUUUCUGAGUGACUGCUGAGGAAACAAAGAGGAAAAAAGAAGAUAAAGAAAAAAUUGAGAAGUUCAUAGUAAAAAAAAAAAAGAUACCAUCGAGUUUAUUUAAAAUGAAGUAGGUUAAUAAAAAAGAAAUAUGCAACUAUAUUCCGUCCUGUGUUUUUAAACUAACCUUAGCAGUAGACUGACUAGGUGACCAAAUGAGGUCAUUUCUAACUUGAAUUAUGUUAUUACUUAUCACAGGCCACUACACAUUGUAGUUAAUGGGUUUGCAUAGAGUUGAAGCUUUCUAAUGUACAGUUACGCAGAAAUCUUCCCUUAACUUGAUGUUCCCCAAUUAGAAAGAUGACCAACCUUAACAGGCAAUGUGGAUUUGGGACUGAGCAUCUGAAGGCAAGAGCAAGCUCUUAAACUAUAGGGGAAGAAGAGCCAUCAAGGAUGAAUUCACAGCUGCAGAUGGCAAAAAUGGAAGUUAAAUCUCAUCCAUGUGCUGGGGCACAGAAAUUGGUGGCAAAGUUUCAGACUUGGACAUUGAAUUCUUGCAUGUAGAGUCUUAAGGCAGAAGGUAUUCUGACAUAGCCACACUUCUUACUCUGGACAGAACAUGUAUAUAUCAAUUGGAGAAUUCAUGUGAUUUCCUUUUGCAUCUUCCUCAAUUACUAGGCAAGACAUUUUUGUUUCUUUCAUGUAACCUUCUGCUGCAUCUUUUGUUUUAACUUAUCUUGUUUUUUCUUGGUUCUUUGUAUGCAAUGUCAUUUCUAGACUGGAUAUUGAGCCCAUUAGAAGAAAUGCAGAACAAGAGGACUCAUUUGAUCUUACCCUGAAUUAGAAGUUUUCUGUUUUAGCUGAAAGCAGAGCUGAUACAACUUUGCAAUGCUGAACAGUAAAAAUACAUUAACUUCUAAACAACUUCACUCUUACCAGAACUGUGCUGUAUUAUUUGAGAGCUUGAAUACCGAUUAAAUUUUGCAGUGUUUUUAUAUUUAGGGUUAUUCAUCUAACUAGUUGAGUAAUUCUGCCUGUUUUACAUGCUUGCUACAAGUUCAGCACCUAACUAAAGAAUAUACUGCUAAACAUGAACAUAGAAUAUUAUGAUUUAUAAUCUUAUGUAUAGAGUUUUUCAAGCAUCACUCUCUUCAAUGGAAACAGCUAUCUUUAGAGUUUUUCCUUUCAGAAGUGUGUCUUUGCUGUAAGAUCUAAAUCAGAAUGUUUUAGUAGAGAAGCAUCAGUGGGGUCUGACUCUCCUUUGAACUGCGACUCACACUGCCAUUUGUACCCAUGCAAAGGAAGACGACCCAGUUUUACAAUAAUUCAUACUGACAUGAGUAGGAAUGUGGCUCCCUCUAGUGAAGACAGGAAGUGUCAAGUCUGGAAUCAAGUACGGUUUAUCACUAAUGGGCUUGGUGCCAGAUAGAUGCUAACUCCCACCAAACUCUGCUUGAAGGUACCCCAGGUAACAAAAGAAAUUUCAGAAUAAAUCCUGAAAAUGAAUCCAAGUUUCAAAGGGCUGACUAUCUGUGCCACAUGUAAGUUCUAUCUUUGAUUAUACACGGGGCAUCAUGCUCUCACAAAUAGCCAGAACACAAAUGGUAUUUUAUCACCACUCCUUCAUUUUGCAGGGACAUAAGGAUGCACAGAAUGUAGCUGUGCAUAAAAGCAAUAGAAAGUAGUGUGCUAUUCACUGUUGUCAACAGCUCUAGCAACUGUUCCCUGUUCUCAUUGAAGGCAAAAGCACAAGGCUGGGUGUAAUUAUGCCUGCAUGGAUGUUGAAAGACAUUUCAUUUGUUGCUUCAUGCAACCAUGGGGGAAAUCUGUCUCUUUAGUCCCAGAAAAAGGUAACAGGAUCAAAGAAAAAAAAGCUUACAUAUAUUUUACUCAUUUGUAAAUGUGAUCUUGGUUAGCUAUUUAAGAAGGAUCAACCAAUUUUGUGUUCAUUGUACUACAGCAAUGCUUUUGAGUAUAUACUUUGAAAAGCCUUGCUACUGAGUUACAAGGGGAAUACAGGGGAAACAUGCUCAAGUAAUAUAAAUCAUCAGUUCAUGCAAUUUUAAGACUUUAUCUAACAUUUAUUUUUUAAAAGAAGGCUUUUAAUGAUCCUGCACACGUGACGUGCUUUAAAAAGCUUGUAAGAUUUUCAGAGCAGGAAAACAACUUGUUACUCUUAUAUAAGCAGCACAUUUUGAGGAAUUUAGUAAUAACAAAUAAAAUUCUAUGGCCUGUGUUA
This is a messenger RNA of Gallus gallus (chicken), 4772 nucleotides long. RefSeq names its product neuropeptide Y receptor Y4 (gene NPY4R2). Gene Ontology annotation, molecular function: pancreatic polypeptide receptor activity; neuropeptide binding. Gene Ontology annotation, biological process: G protein-coupled receptor signaling pathway. The transcript has 2 exons. Bases 261 to 1394 code for a protein of 377 amino acids. NCBI's taxonomy places the organism in Eukaryota, Metazoa, Chordata, Aves, Galliformes, Phasianidae. The record is from RefSeq and is marked validated. Gene Ontology annotation, cellular component: neuron projection; plasma membrane.